This is a messenger RNA of Linum trigynum, 558 nucleotides long. The record is from the annotation of a GenBank genome assembly. Lineage: Eukaryota; Viridiplantae; Streptophyta; Magnoliopsida; Malpighiales; Linaceae.
AUGGCGGCCUGCUGUAUGCUUGGGCGUGGUGGCGGUUCGGAAGCUCCCAGGAGGGGCCUGGGAGCCGGCGGCUGGGGAUCGGUCUAUAACCAUUGGACUCGGCGGUGUUCGAAGACUUACUUCCGGUCGAGCCCCGGCGUCGCAGGUUUCACCGGCGAUUCCCAAGAUUCUUCGGCCCACCAUUUUCUCGUUACCUCUGCUUCUGCUGUUGUGCGCCGUGAUGAUAAUGCUUUGGUCAACAGCAAGCAAGGCGUUAACCCCGACUACUAUUAUGCUCACCACUAUAUCAAGGAAGGAAUCGAGCCUUGGGCCUUUGAGGCGUCUGAUAGUGGUCGUUGGGUUCGCAAGCUUAUCAACCGACGGUUUGAUGGCUUUGCUGAUGAGAUGGCCAUCCUCCCGGAACCUGUGCUCCCCGUCGGUAAACCAGGCACUAAGAUUCCUUGUGCCGCUUGGCAGAAGGUUUUUGACAAGUGUGUGAAGAGACAUGAGAAUGCAGUAGCUGGCAAGUGCGAGUACCUGAGGUGCAAGUUGUACGAGUGUCGUGCCACACAGAAUUGA